GCUGAACUUCACACAGAGAAUUCAAUAAAUGGCGGCCACAGCGUUGAAACGCACCGUUCGCUACUUCCAAAUUCAUACCUGCCUACUACGCACUAUUCGUUCACGCUAUAUUAAUAGUUGUCAUACUUUUUCGUUCACUCUAACAUGCAGUGUACACAACUCGUUACAAGAUGGCAGAACAGUUGUCUCAUGAAUAGUAUAUUUCAAAAUAUUGUACUUAUUACUGUCUCUUGCUUUCGGCGUUGCUCUAGGUGUACAUCAUAGCAUAUUAGCUGUUUCAUAUUUAAAUGGUUGAAUUUGCUAAGGCUUUAGCGGUAGAUAGAUAGAAUAUACUAUAUAUGUAUGAAGAAUUAAAUCAGAAAUUCUACAAUGACGCAUUUUGUUACUGUGCAAUAUUUUUGAGGCAAGUAAAAGUUGAGGCAAUUUCAAUAAUCAGAUAGAUAAGCAUAUUUCAAUUCAAUGUAUUCAAGGGAACAGUGUAAUAAGCCAUAAGUACUAAAAGGCAUUGUACAAUAAAAUAUAAAUAAUAUUAACAAUAACUAAAUUGUUGUGUGUCAAUAAUAUUGUACAAUAGAAAUAUUAUUUUAUAUAACGGCUUUUGGUAUAGCGGUUCUAACUUGAAAUUUGUAUUCGGAAACACGUGCAGAAUGCUGCCACAUAAUAUAUAGAAAUGUGCUAAAAAAAUUAAACUAAAAAUUACUUUAUCUUUAUUAAAAAAAAUAAAUAUAAUUUAAAUAAAGAGAACUAUUUAUAAAUUGGAAGCCCCAAAAUUCAUAAAGUAAAAAGUCUGCUGUGUAAGCUACGAGUACUUUUAUUUUUCCGACAUAGAAAUAGUCAAUAACUGUGGUAACCUUUAUUUUUGUUUUUGUUGUCAUUUUACCUGAUUUUACAUUCUUCAAAUCCAUUUAAUACAUCAACCUGUUAGUUAUACAUUUUAAGUUCACGACAAAGCAUUGCAAAUAAUUACAAUGGCAAACAAUCCAACAUUGAUGAAUACGUCGCAGACCGCACGGCUCGACAGUUAUUGCAGUGAAAUGAUGCAGUUACAGCAGUCACAAGAUGUGGACUUUUUAAAAAACGCGUUAGGACAAAUAAAUCUUGAUGCUUCAGAGUCCAAUUUUAGCAGCAGCUUCCUAAAUGAAACACUCAGUGUAUAUGCCCUACUAGCAAGUGUUGGUUUGGAAAUUUAUAUGGAUAUGUUUGCGGAGCAUAAUAUUGAGUUAGAACAGUUCUUAGAGUUGACAUAUUUGGAUUUGCAGUUAUUUGGAAUAGAUGAUUGCAGACACCGUAAUCUUAUUAUGGAAGUAAUUGCUGCAUUUCGAUUUGAUUAGUGCCGCGUACAUCAGUUGAUGUAUUGUAGUGAAAGCCACACAUAUUUAAGGAAAAA
This is a messenger RNA of Bactrocera neohumeralis, 1387 nucleotides long. RefSeq lists its product as uncharacterized. NCBI's taxonomy places the organism in Eukaryota, Metazoa, Arthropoda, Insecta, Diptera, Tephritidae. The transcript has 2 exons. Gene Ontology annotation, molecular function: protein binding. The coding region runs from base 969 to 1331 and encodes 120 amino acids. The record is from RefSeq and is a predicted model, not a curated record.